GUUAUGGAGCCCUCUUCUAUAAGAAAUAGUGACGGGAUAUUCUGCUGAGUCUUUUAAAAGAAGAUUAUUUCAGGUGUUAUGUAUACCAAUAAUCUUAAGUAUUAAUAUGUAAGAAUGCUUGUAACUACCCAAACACAAGUCCGAAAGGAUACAUAAUUCGUUAAUUGUACCAAGCAAUGUUUGAAGUUUGAGUUUCGCUUUUGUGGUACUUUCAGUCGUGCGUUACGCUGAUGGCCAAAAGCAAUAAUUCUGUUUUCGACCCAUGGAAUACUUUUUACGAAACCCCAGAAGAGCAAGCUGCCAUAAAACAGAGAGCGAAAAUGAGGGAUGCAAUGAAGGCUGAGUACAGGAAACGAUAUACAAAUCCAUUCAACCCCCCAAUGGGUCAUUUGCACGAUCCUGCAUUGCAACACCAUUUUUCAGCCCAGGUUACAUAUGCAGAAUAUUUACGUCCAUCCCCCAAAUUGGGACUAAUCGCCCUUGGAGUUUUAGGCGUAGGGUGUCUAGCGAUGGUAAUAAAAGGAAGGCUUAAGAAACGCCGGUUCCAAGAAUAUGAUUGUGGUGAAUUGACUUAUCGAGAAAGAUGGGGAGGAAAUACAUGGUUAUAAAACUCUGUAUGAUUUCUUUUAACUUUGUAACCAAUUCAUUAGUUAAUUGGAAUAAAUUAGAUCACCUUAUAACCAUACUUUUUUUUCAGUCUUAUAGGGAUGUUUAGUAUAAAAAAAUAUAACGCUAAAUAAUGAACUCUAUUCUUUGGGAAGAGUGGAUGUUUUCAAUUAGGUUUAAACUAUGAACUUACCCAGCUUACAAAACUUGAAACCAAUAAAAAUUUGUAACUAAUUUCAUCUUUAUAAAGCUAGAAUUUCGAUUGUCGUUCGGUUUCUGGUUACAAUGUAAAUUAUAUUUCUAAUUUUGAUUUAAUCAUUUUAACCUAAAAGUAGUCAAAAUACGUCUUUCUACUGUUUUAAUAUUGUAUUUCAAUGUUUUUCAGACAACUUGAUUUUUUUGAUAUAAGGUUUCUGCAUACAAAUAUAUAAACGUAUUUAUAAAUUUUCAUAAUUAG
Molecule: messenger RNA, 1063 nt
Organism: Schistosoma haematobium
Lineage: Eukaryota; Metazoa; Platyhelminthes; Trematoda; Strigeidida; Schistosomatidae
Exons: 4
Coding region: 231-608 (125 amino acids)
Cellular component (GO): mitochondrion
Source: RefSeq, a predicted model, not a curated record